CCGCCCCCAGCCCAGAGCGCCCGCUGCGCGUGGCGCGGUCCGCGGGGUCCGCGCAGUCCCGCCGGCCCACGACGCGGGGAGGAUGGCGCUCGCGGAGUUGCGCUUGGUGCUGUUGCUCUUGGCCGGGGCCCUGACAGCCUCUGCGGACUCUCAGUUCGGGCAGCCUUCAGAGUACAGGACACCGAACUGCGCUCAGUAUAAGUUACCGGGCUGCCCCAGGGACUUCAACCCCGUGUGUGGAAGCGACAUGUCCACUUACCCCAACGAAUGCACCCUGUGCAUGAAAAUCAGGGAGGACGGCCAUGAUAUCAAAAUCAUCCGAAGUGAACCGUGCUGAGGGCUGUGUCCAGAAGAGAAGGGGGAGGCACCACCUUCCCUGCCCGCCAGAUGGACUUCAAUCCCCCACCUCCCCUUUGAGAUUGUUAACCCACGUGUUCUGAGAGGAGACGUGGGCGAGAGCCAUGUGUAGUGAUGGAGAAUUAAAAAAAGAUCCUUUGCCCCUGUAGUUGAACUUAUUACCUAGGUGACCCGUGCAUUGCUUUCUUUCCUUGUAAUAAA
This is a messenger RNA of Lepus europaeus (European hare), 558 nucleotides long. RefSeq names its product serine peptidase inhibitor Kazal type 2 (gene SPINK2). The record is from RefSeq and is a predicted model, not a curated record. Gene Ontology annotation, molecular function: serine-type endopeptidase inhibitor activity; protein binding. Gene Ontology annotation, biological process: negative regulation of serine-type endopeptidase activity; spermatid development. The transcript is spliced from 4 exons. The coding region runs from base 83 to 337 and encodes 84 amino acids. Lineage: Eukaryota; Metazoa; Chordata; Mammalia; Lagomorpha; Leporidae.